AUGUCGUGGAUAGCCGUUCUCGCGGCUGCGACGGCCCUCUGCUCCUUUGGGCAGAGGGCCUUUCUGGCCACCACAGCGGCGCCUGCGCCGGCGACACCGGCAUUGCGAGGACGCGCCAGCCUUCGGAAUGAAAACAGUGGGGCACGAGGCUUUGGACUGGUUGUCGGAGGCGCCGCUCUGGCACUGGGAGUUUCUGUUGGAAGGCAGGAAAGGACCAGGAGUGCCACCUCCGUCCGUGCCGUGACAGAGGUAGCGCAGGUGAAGUUGUCCAAGAUCACUGGCGGGAAAGCCACGCCAGCCCCACCAGUGGGCCCUGCCAUUGGGGCAUUCGGCUUGAACAUCGCCAUGUUCGUGAAGGAGUACAAUGCUUUGACUGCAGACAAGGUCGGCCAGACCUGCCCUUGCAUCGUCCAUGUGAUGAGCGACAAGAGCUUCAAGAUCGAGCUCAAGACACCGCUCACAGCCGCACUGCUUCACAAGGCCGUGAAUAAACAAAAAGGCUCUGGCAAAGCAGGCACAGACAUCAUCGGUAGCAUCACCAUCGAAAAGUUGGAAGAGAUUGCGAAGUUGAAGCUGCCGGACUUGAACUGCGAGGACAUCACCCGAGCCAUGAAGAUCGUGCAUGGAACGGCUGUGGCCUCUGGCAUCAAAGUCGAAGGCUACGAGGAGUGGAUGGAGACUGCUGUGCCGAAGCCAAAGACAAUCAUGGACAGAUACGGUCCAGGAGUGGCAAAGUUGCCGGCGCCGUGGGGCGAGGGGCCGCCACUCGAGGCUGCUGAAGACGAAGCAGCUGAGCCAGUUGAAGCAGCUGAGCCAGUUGAAGCAGCUGAAUAG
This is a messenger RNA of Symbiodinium sp. CCMP2592, 834 nucleotides long. NCBI's taxonomy places the organism in Eukaryota, Dinophyceae, Suessiales, Symbiodiniaceae. The record is from the annotation of a GenBank genome assembly.